Molecule: messenger RNA, 2165 nt
Organism: Hyaloscypha bicolor E
Lineage: Eukaryota; Fungi; Ascomycota; Leotiomycetes; Helotiales; Hyaloscyphaceae
Exons: 2
Coding region: 310-2022 (570 amino acids)
Biological process (GO): regulation of DNA-templated transcription
Molecular function (GO): zinc ion binding; DNA-binding transcription factor activity, RNA polymerase II-specific
Source: RefSeq, a predicted model, not a curated record
CAUUUUGUAGAUAGUAGCUGGUGGUAGGAAAGUUUGUUUCCCCUUUGAAUUCGUUGGCUUGGGUAACACAAGUGAGAUGCAUUGCCAGGGCUCUUCCCAACCUGAUUGGGCCGUCCACCUAAGCCCUGCGAGACGGUUGAAGCUUGCCGCCUCCGGACUUAACCCCGAGCUCGUCAGCUGAGAUCUCGAUCACUUUUAUCCCCGUCGUGCUUCAUCCCCAACUGAAAAGGCUUCGAUUCUGGUGCCAAGAGUUCAGUUCAACGCCCUAAUAACCGCUCUAACCUUCGGCAUUUCGGGCUGUCAAAGACAAUGGAUACCACUUCAGUGAACGCUACAUUGGGGGCUGACAUCAACAGAAGUGACGAAACCCGGGGGGGUGAUCUGCUUAGCAAGACAGAGGCAUCGAGAACAGACAAGAAGAAACGAUUUCACAACAAGAGCAAGAAUGGUUGCAGAACUUGCAAGAUUCGAAGAGUUAAGUGUGACGAAGCCCGGCCCAGCUGUCAGCGAUGCGUUAAGUUUGGCCUCGGUUGUGAUGGAUACGACGAAGACUUACCGCGAAGGACGAAGUAUUCCCACGGGCAAGUGUUCGCGAAUCGACAAGCAAUUGUUCCUCAAACACAACACGCCUCUACUUCCGUGUGCCGUUCACCGCAACGGCCCAUGUUCAAGAACGACCAGGAAGACAGAUACUUCAAACUCUUCUCCACUCAAACUGCCAGAAAACUGACAGGGCUAUUUGACUCAAACGUAUGGGAUUGUCUAGUCCUACAGGUCUGUGAGCGCAACUCCUCGGUUCGGCACGCAGUUAUUGCGCUUGGAGCUUUGGAUCCCUGUACGUGGAGAAGCUCUAACCCUACGAAGUCUUGGGAGGAGAGCUUGCGACGCAAGUUUGCAUAUCACGAGUACAGCUUGGCCAUUAUCGAAAUGAAGAAGUCGAUAUCCCAGAUGACACUCGGCUUGAGAACAAGGCUCGUUGCCUGCCUCGUUUUCAUCGCCUUCGAAAUAUACCACCAUAAUCAAAAGAGUGCAGUUGGCCAGAUCGAAACAAUGAGCGCCCUCAUUGAAGAGCAAAUCAACGAGCAAAACAUAUACACCCAUAGUAUUACCGCUAUUGAUGACGAACUUCUGGAAUCUUUCCGCGAACUGGAGGUACAAAAUCUUGUUAAUAAUAUCUAUGGAAGGGCCUUGACCGCAAGAGAGCUUCUUGUGAGUCGCCAAACAAUCCGAGAAAAGAUCCCACAAGAAUUCGCUAGCUUACGCCAUGCUCGCUCUGUAUUUCACGUCUUAGCCAUGCGUCAACUUCAUUGGCAAAACACCUGCAAGCACGAAUGGCCAUGGUAUGCAACCCCACAAACCACUUGUCUUUUUAUGCAUCAAAACGAUCCGCCGCCCAACGAAUACACCUCGGCGGAAGAGUGGUGUGCAGAACGAGAAAGAAGAUUCGAGGAGUACGCUGCUUGGUCAAACGCUUUCCAGCCUCUACUAGUCCAUGUUCGAGCUUCAAACAACCCUCACGAGUUGAGACGCGCCAAUAUCUUAAGGGUUACCUACAUGAGCACAUAUCUAGCUCUGAUGACUCGCAUGUUGAGUCCAUGGGAAUCCUGGUACGGCCAAACGGCUAGGCUGACAGAGCUCGUCGAUUUGAUCAAGGCACUCUUAGAGGGUUGCGAUGACACCGGCUUUUCUGUGGAGAUGAACUUCCUUGUUCCUCUCCUGGUCGUUGCCAAAAUGUUCCGACAUCGGGCUCUAAGGCAAGAGGCAAUUCGACUGAUGUUUGCCUACCCCAGACGAGAGGGAUUGUGGGAUGGCGUGCUUGUCGCGAAGUACCUGCAGUGGAUUGCUGAGAUCGAAGAAGAGAACUUAGGAGACGAAGAAGAAUACGUUCCUCAUGAUCUUGCGACGGACAUAUUUGGCGCAGAAGUCGAUUCGGUCAAGAAGACAGCGAAGUUUAUGACCUAUCAAAUGUUCAGAGAUCCGCCGGGGAAGAUGGUCAGGAGAGAAACGUUUAUAACUUGGUGAUUCAUGGUGGCAGAGCGAGAUUUGUCUGGCUCGUACCAUCUGAGUUAAAUGUCUUGGGAGAAUCGGGGUCAUCCAUUUUGAGUGGGGGGAGUGCACUUCAAUGUCCCAAAGUUCUAGUACAAUGAAAAAGCCCUCUCCUCUCG